AUGGUUGGCGAAAUCGUGAGAUUCAUCAAGGUGUUGCCAGUAUUCAUUUUGUCCUCUUUGUAUUGCUAUUUCAUAGCUUCAAAGUUUUCCAAAGCCAAACUCCGGCUUCUCUCUCUCCUCCCUGUCUUCUCCAUCUUCGUCGUCCUCCCUCUCUACUUCUCCUCCAUCCUCUUCACUAGCAGUGUUGGCUUAUUCGUCACCUGGCUUACCACCUUUAAGCUACUUCUUUUCACAUUUGAUUCGGGUCCUCUAGCUUCCAACCCACCAUUGUCCUUCCCUCUUUUUGCUUCCAUUGCUUUCUUUCCAACUAGAACCAAGCACAACAAAACAACCCCACAUGAUCAAAAAUCGCUUCCAAAGUUAUUGCCUCUAAACUUGCCAACCAAAGUGGUGAUACUUGCCAUAUUGAUCUUAGGAAACAGCUAUAUUGACCUUGUUUGUCCCAAUAAUGUAAAGUCAUGGAUCAAUGGUGCUACCGUGUAUUUCUACUUAGACGUAGUUAUGAGUUUGUCCAAUGUCUUUGUUCAAUCAACUUUCGGCGUCGAGGUCAGACAACCAUUCAACGAGCCAUAUCUGGCGACAUCGCUUCAAAAUUUAUGGGGCCGGAGGUGGAAUCUAUUAGUAUCUGAAACUUUGCACAGCACCAUCUACAAACCAAUUCGUUACAAAGUAGGGAUGCCACGGUGGGUGGCAGUGGUGACUGUGUUUGUGGUGUCGGGGCUUAUGCAUGAGCUUUUGUAUUACUAUAUGGUCAGAGCGAAUCCGACGUGGGAAUUCACGUGGUUCUUUGUGAUUCAUGGAGUGUGUUUGGCCUUGGAGAUUGAAUUGAAGAGGGCUUAUGAGAAAAAAUGGCAGCUACAAAGGGCAGUUUCUACACUAUUAACCACGAUGUUUACGGGAACCACCACUCUUUGGUUGCUUUUUCCUCUAAUGUUGAAGACUUUAGCCUGA
Molecule: messenger RNA, 951 nt
Organism: Cucumis sativus (cucumber)
Lineage: Eukaryota; Viridiplantae; Streptophyta; Magnoliopsida; Cucurbitales; Cucurbitaceae
Product: probable long-chain-alcohol O-fatty-acyltransferase 6
Exons: 1
Coding region: 1-951 (316 amino acids)
Biological process (GO): lipid metabolic process
Source: RefSeq, a predicted model, not a curated record